Oncorhynchus tshawytscha (Chinook salmon) is the source of this 3893-nucleotide messenger RNA. Its product is annotated as nuclear receptor subfamily 5 group A member 2-like. The transcript is spliced from 7 exons. The record is from RefSeq and is a predicted model, not a curated record. Gene Ontology annotation, cellular component: RNA polymerase II transcription regulator complex. Gene Ontology annotation, biological process: hormone-mediated signaling pathway; regulation of transcription by RNA polymerase II; tissue development. Gene Ontology annotation, molecular function: zinc ion binding; nuclear receptor activity; RNA polymerase II cis-regulatory region sequence-specific DNA binding. NCBI's taxonomy places the organism in Eukaryota, Metazoa, Chordata, Actinopteri, Salmoniformes, Salmonidae. The coding region runs from base 178 to 1641 and encodes 487 amino acids.
UGGAAAUGACUGCAGUUAUUCGUGGAGAUCCCCAUUUUCCUAAAUCAUCUGUUUUUAGGCUAAGUAUUUGUUUUGUAUAUUCGGAUUUUAUAGGCUAUCUAGAGUGGCCAAAGAUUUGCAGCAUCUUAUUUAAGGUUUUAUUAUCGUCGACGUCUGGCCUACCUCAUAGGCAAUUAAAUGUUGGGAGAAAAGGCACAAGGCGUCCCUUUGAAAGUAAUGGACUACACCUAUGAUGCCGAUUUGGAAGAAUUGUGUCCUGUUUGUGGAGAUAAGGUCUCAGGAUACCACUAUGGACUCCUUACAUGUGAAAGUUGUAAGGGCUUCUUCAAGAGGACAGUCCAGAAUAAUAAGAGGUACACUUGUGCAGAAAACCAGGAGUGUAAAAUAGACAAAACACAGCGGAAGAGAUGUCCCUUCUGCCGAUUCCAGAAAUGCCUCAAUGUUGGCAUGAGAUUAGAAGCGGUGCGUGCAGACCGCAUGCGUGGGGGCAGGAAUAAGUUUGGCCCCAUGUACAAGCGGGACAGAGCCAUGAAGCAGCAGAAGAAGGCUUUGAUCCGUUCCACAGGCUUCAAGCUGGAUUCUGCUCCUCCACAGCUCUCGCCUGUACAGACUAACUAUGGCUUCACCGGCACCCUGCACAGCCUCCCAUCCCUCCCCAAAGGCCUUAUGCCCUCCAUGCCAACCUCCAUCAACCCCACAGACUACGAGGCCAGCCUCUACGGACCCCCCUCCCUGGGGGUGGCCAUGCAACCCCAAGGGCCCCUGCCCACCCAGUACCAGUACACAGCAUUCCCCAGCAGGGCCAUCAAGUCUGAGUACCCUGACCCCUACACAAGCUCCCCAGAGUCUCUGGUGGGGUACCCCUUACCUGACGGAUACCCCUCUGGUGGCUCCCCGCAGCUUCCCAGCCAGCCCCCCCUCGUGCUGGAGCUGCUGCGCUGCGACCCAGAUGAGAUGCAGGUGCAGAGUAAGAUCAUGGCCUUCUUGCAGCAGGAGCAGAGUGGCCGGGGCCGGCAGGAAAAGCUCAGCACCUUCAGCCUCAUGUGUCGCAUGGCCGACCAGACUCUGUUCUCCAUAGUGGAGUGGGCCAGGAGCUGCAUCUUCUUCAAGGAGCUCAAGGUGGGGGAUCAGAUGAAGCUUCUUCACAACUGCUGGUCUGAGCUGCUGGUUCUGGACCAUGUCUUCAGACAAGUGCAGCACGGGAAGGAGAGCAGCCUGUUGCUGGUUACUGGCCAGGAGAUGGAUCUGUCAUCCAUGGGGUCCCAGGCAGGGGUGACUCUUUCAGGACUGGUCCAGAGAGGACAGGUGCUGGCUGGGAGGCUGCUUACCCUGCAGGUGGACAGGAGAGAGGUUGCCUGCCUUAAGUUCCUCCUUCUCUUCAAUCCCAAUGUAAAGCUGUUGGAGAAUCAAGCAUUUGUGGAGAGUGUUCAGGAGCAGGUGAAUGGGGCUCUGCUGGAAUACACUCUGUGCACCUACCCCCUGUACCUGGACAAGUUCAGCCAGGUGGUGAUGCGUCUGCCAGAGCUGCGAGCCCUCAGCACCCAGGCAGAGGACUACCUGUGCUACAAACACCUGAGUGGGGAGGUGCCCUGCAACAACCUGCUCAUCGAGAUGCUGCAUGCCAAGAGGGCCUGUGUAUGAGCACCAUGCUACCAUCACUAUAUACCAACAGACUGUCUGUGGGACUGACGCUGUGGAAGCCAGACAGGGUUUACGAUUACAGCCCAGAGAGAAUGAUGUGUGUGUUUCUGUGUGUGCGUGUGUGUGUGCAUGUGUGUGUGCGUGAGCAGCCCCUCUGUCCUAGGUGUGUGUAAACAGAAUAUGGACUUGUGUUUUUGGCAGUUCUUUAAAUGUACAUAGAUAACAUUUACAAAAGAAGCUUUGUUAUGGUACUGUACGUAAAUGUAACUUUGCCCUUUUCUUGAAUUCAGCAGAGUGAGGUGUUAUAUCAGAGCUAGUGGAGAUAUUUCUGAUUCUUCAGAUGAAAGAGGCACUAUAACACACGUCAUUCAGACUUGUCCUAGCCUUUCAAAUAUAGUGUAAACACUACAUUUAUUUGAGCACUUGUUCUUUUGUAAAUUGUCACCAACUUCACCACAAAGAAAUUGUUGUGUGAAAAAUAAGUUAUGUUCAAUAUAUUUUUUUUUCUAUUAGAUAUUGAUAUUCUAAUAUAUUAACUACACGUGUUUACAAGAAUCACAUAAGCACAUUCAUAUUCAGUUUAACCUUAGAGUCGAUGUCUUUGCCCCCGUGGAAAUCUAAUUAGCAUAAUACAAAAAUCGACAUAAAUACCUGUCAGUUUAAGCUAGAGAUAUAUUUUUGUUGUUUCAUUGGAUGCGUCUCCAUCCACCACAUCCCCCGAUGUCGCAGUUCCGCAUCUGCGGUGAAAGGUGACAGAGCUAGAGCGCUGUUUGACAGACCAUGAGACAUCCCGAAAAUCUGUCUUUUCACAAAAUCAUCUCCAUGGAAAGAUGAGACUAUCACAAACACAAACAUGUCGGUCUGCUCUAGGACACCCACAGGCCUCACAUGACAUGUCUGAAGGUCCCUCGGUACCAGUUGAAAAAAUGUAUGGAAGUACACUAUCUGUUGUUCCAUGUAGUAAAUCUGUUAUUCAAUGCUUUUAAGGCCAAAAAUAGCAGUAAAGGCCAAACAUAAUUUUUCAUCAAAUAAUUUGUACAUAUUUUUUUGUGGAUACUUCAAGGGGUCUUAAACUUCAAAAAUCAAAUAGCGAAAUGAUCCUUGGUAUGACCUUCUUAAAACAAUUCCAUUUAGCUUAGAACCCCCCGGGUGGGUUAAUGACAGUCUGUUACUCCAUGGAGAUAUUUGCUUAAAGUGAUAGAAAGAGAGAGAGAGAAACAGUGGAGAUGGAAAAUGUGGCACUGAUGUGUGGGACAGAAUGAAAGGAAGCCAUCUUUGUCUGCAGCCAUUUCUUAUUAACAGAUGACUGGAGGAGGGCCCCAGAAAGAGAAGCAGAAAAAUGAACAACAAAGAAAGCAAUCUCUUAUUAAGUAGACAUGUUAAACAUGAAGCUUUAUGGUGUAAAUCCUCUUACCAAAGACCUAUCCACCCUGGCAACAGAGCCAGGUCAAGGAUAUGGGGUCGUGCACUGUGGAUGUUCUCCAGUCCUUUUGUAGUCACAUAAUGAAUGAAAACAUGCAAUUGGUCGAUGUAUGCAAUGUUUGCUUUCCAAGGUAAACGAGAAGGAAGGAGAUAUAGGGAAAUCCAAUUGUAUUGAAGUGUAAAGAGAAUACAGACCAAUCGUACUUGAGAAAUGGCAUAUGAAGUGGAAAACAACAAGUAUCAGAAUUGCAAAGGUAUGAGGAACAACAUCAACAAAAACAAUGUGUAACACGCACAUAUCUGUCAUUUCAGCACAUAUUGAAGCAACAUGUUUGAAUUGGUCACACAGACAUGGCAGGGUUGGCUCUAUUAACUUAUUCUAGACAAUCAUAACACUUGCCUUAAGAUAACCCUGGCCUGUCUGUCUGUGAAUAUAUGGACCAUGGUUUAGUAACUGAUGUGAGAGUCAUCUGUACCUCUCCGCUGUAGUACAUUUCAAUUGGGAAACAUGAGAAGAUUAACACAGUGAGCUGUACCAAGCUCAGAUGUUUCAACAAACAGAUGUCUCUGUUUGUAAUUGGUUCUCUUGAUGUUGCUUUUGCUUCUAUUGUGUUUUUACCUUAUUCCGUGCGGUCCCAGUCUUAGUCGUUUUUGGUGAUGAGAUCUGUUUAUAGUCCUCAUUCUCAAACUGUCUGUGCUGGUCCACUUUGUUUCCUCUCUCAGCAAUUUGAAUGCUUUUCAAACACAAACAAUCAAAAUGUUUUUUUUUUCUUGAAAUAUAUUUUAUUGCAAUAGCAUCAAACCAAUAAAUGCAAUUAAGUAAAGCUCUA